Molecule: messenger RNA, 738 nt
Organism: Caenorhabditis sp. 36 PRJEB53466
Lineage: Eukaryota; Metazoa; Nematoda; Chromadorea; Rhabditida; Rhabditidae
Source: the annotation of a GenBank genome assembly
AUGGAGCUUCGCGAAAGCAAGAGAAGUUACGCCGGGACCUCCAAGCAAACCGAGGAUGAGCAGCCCCAGAUAAUCGAUCGGAAACGCACGCGCAACGCGACUCGGGCCGAGCGAGCUGUGACCGAUUUAGAGACGGAAAUCGCCAAGAUGAAGGAAGCGCUGGAGUCGGAGACGGUGGAACUCGAGAUCACGAACAUUAAGAACAAGAAGUUAGAAGAUGAAAUCAGGCUUGGAAAUGCCGACAGGCAAAUGAAAAUUAUCGCUAAAGUGAACGAAGCAUUCAAUUUGAAACUGACGAGAAUUAUUGAUGAAAAUAGCCUGCAGUUUUCGAAAUUAAUCAGAUUAGAAAGAAGGGAAACUGCUGGAAUUCGUCGUCUUCGUGAAUGUCUCAAAAAGGAUGAAGAAGUUAUGAUAACCUUGAAGAACGACACGCAGAAGUUCCUAAAUGAGGCAGAUCAGAGACGAGAACUGCGCUUCAUCCACGACUCAAAGUGUUGCGCGACUCUUACACGAGACUCUCACUUGAUCCCAAUCUGCCCGAUAUGCGAAGAACGGUACGAUCAAUCCGAGCCGGGAAGAAUACCACGUAUCCUUAAAUGUGGUCACUCGUUUUGCCACGAUUGCAUUACGAAAAAGCUCGCCGAAAAACCGUUCAUAAAGUGCUUUAUUGAUGCAAUCAAGACCGAGGCUAAGGAGCCGUUCGAUUUGAUUAAAAACUACACUGUUUUUGAAUAUUGA